Molecule: messenger RNA, 1785 nt
Organism: Cladophialophora psammophila CBS 110553
Lineage: Eukaryota; Fungi; Ascomycota; Eurotiomycetes; Chaetothyriales; Herpotrichiellaceae
Exons: 3
Coding region: 1-1785 (594 amino acids)
Biological process (GO): adenylate cyclase-modulating G protein-coupled receptor signaling pathway
Cellular component (GO): heterotrimeric G-protein complex
Molecular function (GO): guanyl nucleotide binding; G protein-coupled receptor binding; GTPase activity
Source: RefSeq, a predicted model, not a curated record
AUGGAGCCAGUUUGUGGCACGUUGAGUGUCGUUGCUGGUGUCGCUAGCAUUGUCUCCGUCAUCGGCAAAUCGGUGGCCACCUUGACGCAACUCCGCCAGAGGUACCGGGAGGCCGAACUCAAUAUUAAUCUGUUGACAGGGCAUCUUCGAACUGUACGGACCGCCCUGCUUCAAGUACAGAACUGGGCAGAAUGUCUGCCGGAGGACUCUCAGCACUACCAACUGAUGAUUGACCUUGGGGAUGCCAUCACCCAUUGCAAGUUACUUGUCGAAUACAUCGACAAUCAGAUCUCGAGAUUCCAGUGGAGCGACGAGGAGCUCUUGAGGGUCGGCAGCAAAGUCCUCUAUCUUCUCGAGGACCAAGCCACCAAAGACUGUCUUACCCGUCUAGAUCAUCAGAUCAAUGCUCUCAAUCUGUGCCUGACAGCGUCCCAAUGUCGAACACCAAACGAUCAGAAACGUUUGCUAGAGAGAGAUGAGAGCAGAGAAGUCCUCAACCAAGCCAAGGACGACGCCACGUCUCUUGUCGGUUUCCGCGAUUCUGCCUCUUUCGCUACUUUCAGAACCAAUCUAUCUACAGCCACGAAACUGUCCAAGACGUUCGACUUCGAUGGUCUGCUUCUACGACACAAGAUUUAUCAGAACACCUUUCGGUCAAUGCUCAGACGUGCCACUAGCCCCACCGAAGAGCACCCCGGGGAGAAAGGACAACGGCGGGCACUCUCCGAUACUCCCAUUAUUCAGCUUAAGAGUACUGCGCGCGACUCGGCCAAGAUCGACCUGAAGCUCAAGCAAGAUGCCCGCAAGUUGAGCAAAGAAGUCAAGAUCCUUGCUGUCGGAGACAAACAUGGCAAAUCCGCCAUCGUCAAGCAAAUGAGACAAAGAUACGGCCGACCUUACUCAGACUCUGAAGUCGAACAAUAUCGACAAUCAAUCACGUCUCUCGCUGUCAAGGCCCUUGUCGCUGUCCUCGACUACGUCAAGGACAUUGGGACCGGCCUCGUCAGUCAAGUCAGCAGAGAUCAUGCGGCCAUUAUCCGAGAUUUUGCGGAAGCAGGGGGCCCCGAUUGGAGAGUCCCUGUGGCACUCGCAGGUUCUGUCAAACACAUAUGGAACAAUUGGCAUGUUCGACAAGCUUUCUCGGUGAUGCAGCAACAUGGACAGACUGCCUACUAUCUCAACGCGAUCGAAAGGAUUUGUCGGGCCGACUACACGCCCAGCAACAUGGAUAUCAUCCGAGCCCCCGAAACCAUCGACACCAUGAAAGAGACGGAAUUGGUCAUGAACUCAUCGACACUGCGCAUCAUCGAACUCAAGGAGCAAUAUGCGAUGAAAAUAAUUUCGCAGUUCGCAGAUGUCCAAUUCUGUCUCUUUGCCAUCGAUCUCACUUGCUACGACCGAUAUCUCGAUGAUACGCAGAGCUCAAACGAACUUCUGGAGAGACUGUCGGACCUCAAAGUCAUUUGCCGAUCCGAGUAUUUCGCCAAAAGCAUUAUUUUGCUCGUCUUUACCAACGCGGCAGUGUUCAAAAAACGCAUUGCAAUCUCACCCAUGAAGUCCCACUUUGAGGACUACAAUGGGGGCAAGGACGUCAGCGCUGCUACGAAAUAUAUCUUCAAGAGGUGCAAACAAGUCAACAAAAUGGACUUGCCGCUGUUCUGGCACAUUUACGACUAUACGGUUAGCGAGGGCGAAGCUGAGGCAAUGGACCAUUUCUUCAUGCAGUCUGCUGCGAGUAUUUCAGCCGUGUCGUGGAUGAGGGAGAUGGGAUUUGGAACACCAUGA